Messenger RNA from Neltuma alba, 2472 nucleotides. Its product is annotated as zinc finger CCCH domain-containing protein 6-like. Bases 207 to 1865 code for a protein of 552 amino acids. NCBI's taxonomy places the organism in Eukaryota, Viridiplantae, Streptophyta, Magnoliopsida, Fabales, Fabaceae. The transcript has 4 exons. Gene Ontology annotation, molecular function: metal ion binding. The record is from RefSeq and is a predicted model, not a curated record.
GGGCUUCUUCUGGUACCCCCGCACUUAUCACUCUUCUCCCCUGAGCCGUAACGGUCCUCUAGCAUAAUCAACUGCUCUAUUUACUCUGUGAUUCCUCAGAUUUCAAGAUCUAAUCACUGAUUCCCCCUCCCAUUAUUCUUCGCUUAGGAUUUUCGAUCCUCUGUCUCCCUUUCCUUUAUCAUACCAGAAAUCCUUGGCUUUAUAUCAUGAAGCGGGCAUGGAAAUCGUCCAACAGGGUUUCGUGGGCUCCUGGCGGGAAUCUCUGUCAGGUAAAAUUGUUCAUAUCUGAGGAUUGCCCGUCAAAAGUUGGCCAAAAAUCCCAAGAUCGUCUUCAAGCGAAGGUGUCAUCAAUUUUGCAUUCAAGUAUUAUUGAAUUUAAUGAUUUACCCCCCAGGUUUGAAUGCAAUCCGCUUCCAAACCAAUCAAAGUAUGAACACUCUUGCAUUCCUCAGAUUAAUUGGAGAUGUCCUCCUCCGUUUGUUUUCAGUUAUAAUUGGCAUGUUGUGGCUGGUGAAGAGAGUAGGGAGAAAGAAGAUCAAAAACUUAGAGAUCUCAGGGUGCUUGAAGCAGUUUAUCCUCGUCACUCAGCCAUUCCUCCAAGCCCUUCCGUUGCUUUGGAUGUAGAAGAGGAAGAUUACGAUGAUAACACCACUCCUCUGGUUCCUAUCAUUCCCAUUGAGGAAGAGGAGUCAAUGUAUGAUAAACCCGAAUUGGCAGCAGGUAGGGACGCUCCUACCACUGUGCAGUCACAAAACUUGCAUCAAUAUAUGUCAGCGAUCACGGCACCAAUUCAAUCUAAUACCUCCUCUUCUCUUGCCUUAACUGUCUGCGGAAAUCCCUCACCUGGGAUAUCUUCUGGUUCGGAAGUAGAUUUAGUUGCUGCCUCUGCUGUUGUGGGUGCCGUUAUGAAGAGUAGUGAGCAACGAAGCUUGAUUGAUAUGGAUCUACUCGUUAAAAUAUUUAAUGACCCAUUAAUGAUUGAGAAAUUAGUUAGUGAUCAUAGAACUGCUGCCACAACUGCAAGAACAUCCUCUAAUACCGUGGCAAUACCCCCUUCUGGAUUGAAGCUUGCCGCACCUUCACUUCCACCGUCGACGCUCACACUUGGUGAGCCAACUUACGGGGUUACACCUGCAAUCACUGUGGGUUUGUUAUCUUCACGGUUGAAGCCUGAAAUUCCACCAGUCUUAUCGUCAACAUCGAUGCCUGAUAAGCUGGCAAUUCCAUCAAUUCCCAUGUCAAUGCCCGGUAAACCUGCAAUUCCCUCUGUUCCAUUGCAGGCUCCAACACUUGAUAUGCGGAUGCCUGUGAACCAAAGUUGUCACCAUAUGUCAAAUGGAGUUCUGCAAACUUUAGAUACCCAGCCUCCUCAACAAGAUGAUUUACUGGUAACUGGGGCGAUGCAUGCAGCAUCGUUGGCUUCCAUGCCAACAAUUUCUCUUGGUGGGAACUUGCAACAUUCAGUGACAUGUCAGGUGCGAUCUACUGCCGGCACAAUGCUUCACCAAGCAAGUGCAGGUCCAGCAUUUGCUGCCAAAGAAGCUCAUUCUGUUAAGGAUGCCAACUAUUUAAAGAACCUGAUUAGGCAACAUGGUUCAGAUAAGCAAGACGUGCAGGACUCACAAAUAGGCAUCCGGCAUAGUAAUUUCCAAAAUAUUAAAUCGGUACAUAACAAUAAACCCGAAGAAGUUGAGUACAAAAUCCAGAAGACUUGCAUAUACUUUAACAGCUCAAGGGGGUGCCGAAAUGGUUCCAGCUGUCCCUAUCGGCAUGAUAUGUCAAUCCGGUGGGAAGCUGAUAACGCUCUAGGGGGUCAGAAUUCAAAAAGAUUGAAACUAGAACCUGAAAUUAAGGGAAGAAUUUAAAUCUCAAGUGGCAUAUUCCGACAGCAAAAACACAACUUCUCUCCUGUUUGACCCUGUACAUAGAAAAUUUGCAGAGGAAGUGUGAGAGCACAAAUAUUUAGAUUUCCCGAGGGCUUUCCCAGUUAAUUAGUUCUGGGAUUCGGUGGCUCGAUUCUGAGUUUGAUUUGGGCCUCCAAAUUAAGGUAAAUGCUCCUACGCUUCGGUUUACUGGCAUCGAGAAAUUAAGACUAUAAUUGAUCAACGAACUAAUUUUCAUUUGUGCAGCAGUGGAUAGAGAUUUACUCGAUCUUGGGCAUCAAGUGCAUAUUCGAUAAUGGUCCAUGCAUGGUGUUUGUAGGCGGAUGGUAGCCAGCCAUAACUUGUCAUACAUAAAAGAGGAAGCCCCAACUAAGAAGAAAAAAGAAAAAAAAAAGACGAACCUGAGAAAUUUAUUAAUUGCAGAGAAGAUUCUAACCUUCCGAAAAUAACUUUUAAGAAAAAAGAUUGGUGUAUUUGAUGAACUGUUAAUAUUUAAUGGGAAUAUGUUUAUAGAGGUUUUCUUAUUAAAGACCUGUAUGAUAAUAUCUGCGGCUGCUGGUUUUAAGAAGUGCAAAAUAAGGGUGGGCAG